GUCACGGGGUCAAAGGGCGUGCCGGCUUCCGCUUCCAUCACUGUUUCGGGCCGCUCAGCGUCUCUGAGGCAACGCGGGGCUGAGCCGGGCUCCCUUCGGGUCGUGAGGUUGUCAAGAAAGGUUGAACAGAUAAAAAGAUGAAGCUUUACAGUCUAAGUGUUCUUUACAAAGGUGAUCCCAAAGUGCACUUACUGAAAGCUGCUUAUGAUAUCUCAUCAUUUAGCUUCUUCCAGAGAUCCAGCGUUCAAGAAUUUAUGACCUUCACAAGUCAACUGAUUGUAGAACGUUCAGAGCUUGGAAGCAGAGCUUCUGUAAAGGAACAAGAAUACCUCUGCCAUGUUUAUGUACGGAAUGAUGGUUUGGCUGGAGUGGUAAUUGCAGAUCAUGAAUAUCCAUCCCGGGUUUGUUUCACAUUGUUGGAUAAGGUACUUGAUGAAUUCUCUAGGCAAGUUAAUAGGAUAGACUGGCCUUCUGGAUCUCCAGCAACGAUAACCUAUACAGCAUUGGAUGGAUACCUUAGUAAAUAUCAGAAUCCUCGUGAUGCCGAUGCAAUGACAAAAGUACAAGCCGAAUUGGAUGAGACCAAAGUUAUCCUGCACAAUACAAUGGAGUCCUUGUUAGAACGAGGAGAGAAACUGGAUGACUUAGUGGCCAAGUCAGAGAUUCUUGGAAAUCAGUCAAAAGCCUUUUACAAAACUGCCCGGAAGCAGAAUUCAUGCUGUGACAUCAUGUGACUCCAUUCACCGUGUACCUUCACCACCGCUUUGGACUAUCUGGAUUGGAUUGGAUUUCAUGACUCCUGGAGAGAGAGGCAGCAGCACCUACAUGUAACUACAGCAGCAGCUGAUGUUCCCAGAUUCAGCCAUUACAGCCACACUGGAGGCAAGAAAUAGGCUACCAUGUUGGGGGGCUCCAUGAAAUUGAAACCUUAUUUGAAAAAACGAACUUUCAUGGCAAGAGUGUAUCUGGGAUAUUAGGUUGGUGACACAAAGGGAGUUGAGAAUGGAUCCUGGUGCUUACACACAUUCCUGUUUUGGUCAUUGGCUGAUAUCUGUGUGGGGAUUUGCUGCUCUCCUUCCAAACCUACAAACAGAUGUAGACUCGUGCAUACUUAAGAGUAA
Pseudonaja textilis is the source of this 1121-nucleotide messenger RNA. It is a transcript of the gene YKT6, whose product is annotated as YKT6 vesicular SNARE protein. Gene Ontology annotation, molecular function: SNAP receptor activity. The record is from RefSeq and is a predicted model, not a curated record. Gene Ontology annotation, cellular component: Golgi apparatus. Gene Ontology annotation, biological process: endoplasmic reticulum to Golgi vesicle-mediated transport. Lineage: Eukaryota; Metazoa; Chordata; Lepidosauria; Squamata; Elapidae.